This is a messenger RNA of Cantharellus anzutake, 897 nucleotides long. RefSeq lists its product as uncharacterized. The coding region runs from base 1 to 783 and encodes 260 amino acids. Gene Ontology annotation, molecular function: U1 snRNA binding. Lineage: Eukaryota; Fungi; Basidiomycota; Agaricomycetes; Cantharellales; Hydnaceae. Gene Ontology annotation, biological process: mRNA splicing, via spliceosome. Gene Ontology annotation, cellular component: U1 snRNP. The transcript has 5 exons. The record is from RefSeq and is a predicted model, not a curated record.
AUGUCUCUUCCCCCCAAUCCCACCUUGUACGUGCAUAAUCUCGAUGACAAGGUAAAGAAGGAUGAACUCCGGCGGCAGCUCUACGCUCUCUUUAACACCUAUGGCAAAAUAAUAGACGUUGUUGCCGAAAAGGGUACCAGAAAACGCGGCCAGGCGUUCGUAGUAUUUAGAGAUAUUGCAUCUGCCACAUCGGCAAUGCGGAGUCUUGAUGGGGAGCUCUUCUAUGGCAAGAAGAUGCGUAUAGAAUAUGCAAAAACGUCAAGCUAUGCUACAUUAAGAGCCAAUGAUUCUAACUGGAUACCCCCAAAGUUGGUUCAGUCUUCUGUGGCAAAGAAAGCAGUGGCCAAUGGAACUGGCAAGUUCACGGUGUCGAAUGCGGAGAACGAUCAACGCAAACGAUUAAGAGAGGGAGAAGACGCUGAUAUGAACGAGCCAGAUGAGAAGAAGCGACGUGAUGCCGAUGAUGAUAUGGAGAUGGACGAAGAUGAUGACCAAAACCCAACAAAAGCUCGGGUCCCACCUUCCACCUCAGCAGCGCCAUCGCCGUUUUUAUAUUGCCAGAAUCUUCCAGUUGAAGUUACUGAGGACGUACUGGCUGUACUCUUCCAACAGUAUCCUGGCUUCUUGGGCACCAAACUUUCGGCUGCAGAUCCAACGACAAAAUCGAAAACGGGACAUGUACGGUAUGCCACUACAGACGAAGCAACCGUUGCUCUGGAGGCUUUGAAUGGGUUCCAGGUUAAGCGGGGGUGGAAGAUGGGUGUAUCAUAUGCUUUGGCCUGAUGUGAUGAAUAAGGGACCUACGUGUGUAUACUACCUGGGAGCUUUGCUCAUCCCUUCGUGACACUUGUACGAGCAAUAUUGCCCGGAAAGUUACAACAUUUUGUGUUGGCGUCG